AUGGAUGGUAUUAAUUUACGUAUGAAUUUGGCCGAAAUGGCCUGUGAACAGUUGAUUCCUCAUGUUAUUCGGUUAAUGAACUCACCUAUUGAAUCAAUCCGAGCCUCGGCUUUUGGAUUCGCUCUGGAUAUCAUUGGGCAACGACCACAGGAACCUUCUACAUUUCAGACACGAAGUCAGCUUAAAGAGGCUUAUAUCAAUAGAAUCCAGUCCAGUGAUCUCGAUGUGGCACGUCAAGCAAUCACGUUCUUGCCGGAUUUUGUCAAUAUGUGCAUUGCCUAUUCAUUAGCCAAUGCCGACGAACUUAUUGCUGUCGCGGUGCAUUGUGUGACAUCGAGAAAUGUUCUGAACGAUGUCAACGAUUACAUUGUCUACGCGAUGAAGGUAUUUGGUCAACUGAACGAUGAAGAUUCACGGAGUACGGACUCCAAAAAAGAGGCAAAGAAGCGUUCACGAGAAGAUGGAGAGAUAAAUUAG
Molecule: messenger RNA, 477 nt
Organism: Angiostrongylus costaricensis
Lineage: Eukaryota; Metazoa; Nematoda; Chromadorea; Rhabditida; Metastrongylidae
Source: the annotation of a GenBank genome assembly